UACGUCAUUGGGGCAGAUUUGUGUGGAGAAAUAAGCAGCAGCAGCAGACGAGCGAGCAGGAAAAGCCUUGUGCAUAGGUGCGGCUCCUUUUUUCUGUUAGGCCCCCCCGUGUUCCUUUUCUCGCCUUUUUUUGCGUGUGUUUUCCGAGCGUGAGGAACAGGGCGUCUGUUCCAACACCUCCGAGACACAAAUGCCCGGUCCCACCCAAGCCCUUUCCCCAAAUGGAGAGAAUAACAACGACAUCGACCCGGACAACGGCACCAACAUCAUUCCUUUCCGGAAGAAUACCGUGCGAGGGGAGCGAGCAUUCAGCUGGGGAAUGGCGGUCAAUGUGUAUUCUACCUCAAUAACCCAGGAGACUAUGAGCAGGCAUGACAUCACUGCCUGGGUCAACGACAUCCUCUGCCUGAACUACACAAAAGUUGAGCAGCUCUCCUCAGGAGCUGCCUACUGCCAGUUUAUGGAUCUUCUCUUCCCUGGCUGCGUGAGUCUUAAGAAGGUCAAGUUUCAAGCUAAAUUGGAGCACGAGUACAUUCACAAUUUCAAACUGCUGCAAGCGGCGUUCAAACGAAUCAAAGUGGACAAGAUCAUCCCCGUGGAUAAACUGGUGAAAGGCCGAUUUCAGGACAAUCUCGAUUUCAUUCAGUGGUUCAAGAGAUUCUUUGAUGCCAAUUACGACGGCAAAGAAUACGACCCAGUGGAAGCUAGGCAGGGCCAGGAUGCCAUCCCCCCGCCUGACCCUGGCGAGCAGAUCUUUAACCUGCCCAAAAAGUCCCACCAUGCAGCCAGUUCCCCAACGGCUGGAGCUUCGAGGUCAACAUCAACCACCCCAAAAUCUGCGACACCAACAUCCAGACCAUCGUCAGCCAAAAGAGUCCUUGCAACUACUCCAGCUAAAGGAGAGAAAGAACUGGAGGUGCAGGUCGUUCAACUUACUGACCAGGUGAACACUUUAAAGGGAGCCCUGGAAGGAGUGGAGAAGGAGCGUGACUACUACUUCAGCAAACUGCGAGAGGUGGAGCUCCUGUGUCAGGAGCAGGGCGAGGAUAAUGCUCCUUUUGUCGACCGGCUAAUGGAAGUGCUCUACGCUUCAGACGAUCAGGAAAGAACUGAGGAGCUGGCAGAAGGAGACGGCCCAGACUUGGACCAGGAAGCCCACGAGGAGGCGCCAGAUGAUCAGCAGCCAGAAGAGGAACAGGACGAAUACUGACCCCUCCUCAUCGGUUACACUCUUCUAAUUUAAUUGAGAACUCUUCAAAAGAUUGUUUUCUCCCAUGGUUGAAUUUUUUUGUUCUCUCAAAGACUGAGUACAUCGGAGCAAGCUGCCGAAAGAGAAUAACCUUUUUUUUGUACUCUUUUUCUAUCCCUCCACUCAUGUUUUUCUGUGGCCAGCAUCCACGCUCAGACCAUCACAAAGACUGUCAGUGCAAACCUUUCAUUAGAUGUGACGACAUGCUGAAUUUCUACACCAGUGCAAGUGUUAGCUUCCCUGCUUCCGUCCCUUUAUGUAGUACUAAUAUUAUUUCUGUUGAUUUUAUACCGCAUAUCCACAAUAUUAACCACGAGAUUGCAAUAAGCAAAAGCCCAGAAAGGGCUCGUCGUAGCUCUUAUUGAACCUCCUUUUCAACGUGUUGCACUGACAUUUUGAGUGUAUUGGACAAUCUGUCCAGAGACCCUCACCAUAUUUAUUAUUAUUAUUGAGCCUAGGAAUAGAGUCUCCAUUGCGUCCUCAUGAAGACAAUACAGACAAUGAAUUGUGAAUCAAUUGUAGUACAAAGCCAUUUUAUUGCUCAGAACUAGUACGUGUUUGCAGCGACGUCACACAAACCUCAACGGUUUUAGUCUGAAUAUGCCAUGAACUUUGAUAAGGACGAUGCAUUAUUUUUUUGGAAGUCUUAGCAAUGCAACUUUUGAAGUUCAGCAGGAGCUUGUGUUCUGUUCUGAUUUUUAGCAGUUAGUUUCUGGUGUUAACAAGUCGGUUCACUGAGUAGUUUGUCACGCUAUAUUCCAGUAAGUAGUAUAACCUUAAUAUUGCAUUAACUGGCCGUCAUUAGUCAUAUAUAAUUGUGUAAAUGAAAACGGAAUGUACAACAUGUGCUGUCAAUAAUUAAUGAACGGUAAAUGUUUUCUUAUUUUCUUUUCCACUCAUUUAUGCAUUCCCCAUGUUGCAUGUUUGAAUUUUAUUUGUGAAUAACUUGACCUUUUUACAUAUUUAAUAAGAAAAAAUAAGUAUGUUAAGUGAGCUUUUUGUAUGUUUCAAUCUGCUAUUUGAAAGUUGUUGAGAUUCGGAUGGAUUUGCUGUAAUAAAAUGGUAAAAAG
Messenger RNA from Entelurus aequoreus (snake pipefish), 2319 nucleotides. It is a transcript of the gene mapre2, whose product is annotated as microtubule-associated protein, RP/EB family, member 2. The record is from RefSeq and is a predicted model, not a curated record. The transcript is spliced from 7 exons. Gene Ontology annotation, molecular function: microtubule plus-end binding. Gene Ontology annotation, biological process: spindle assembly; regulation of microtubule polymerization or depolymerization; protein localization to microtubule plus-end. Gene Ontology annotation, cellular component: cytoplasmic microtubule; microtubule organizing center; microtubule plus-end. Bases 191 to 1210 code for a protein of 339 amino acids. NCBI's taxonomy places the organism in Eukaryota, Metazoa, Chordata, Actinopteri, Syngnathiformes, Syngnathidae.